Messenger RNA from Rotaria sp. Silwood2, 2915 nucleotides. NCBI's taxonomy places the organism in Eukaryota, Metazoa, Rotifera, Eurotatoria, Philodinida, Philodinidae. The record is from the annotation of a GenBank genome assembly.
AUGGCAUCCACUCAUCCAUCUAUCAUAGACAAAAAAAACUCGACAAAAACUACUGCUAGUGGAUCAACAGCUAUCGCCGCAACCAGCAGUACUGUUGUGCUGCCUCGUCAUACUCGUCGAAUUGUACAAAAUUAUCUUCUUGUCUGGCUGGAUGCUAAUAUUGAUGAAUCGAAGAAAGAUUUUAAAAGUUCAUUAGCGCACCUACGGCACAUUGUGGCAACGAUCAGGACAUUUACCGAUGCUGACGAAUGCAUCCAGUUUAUGAAGGACAUUCAAGAAGAAAAAAUAUUUUUGAUUAUUUCUGGUUCACUGGGACAACAUACUGUACCGAAAAUCGAUUCAUGGCCACAAUUAGAUACCAUUUAUGUGUAUUGUGGCAAUAGAGCGGCCCAUGAACAAUGGGCCAAAACGAUGUCGAAGGUAAAAGACGUGUACACUAAUAUCGAUUCAAUUUGUAAAGCAUUAGAAAUCGAUAGUAAACAAUGUGAUCAAACUAUGAUUCCGAUUAGUUUUUGUGGCAUUGAUCCGUCGUUUAUGUACACGCAAUUGUUUCAAGAAGUUUUUUUGGAAAUCGAUGAUGACGACUCUACAUCUAUCAAAGAACUUGUCGAGUACUGCCGUCUUCACGAGGAUAUUCAGGAAAAAGAGAUUCGAGAGAUCGAACGAGAAUAUUGUCAUCAUACACCCAUAUGGUGGUACACCGCGCCAUAUUUUAUCUACUCGAUGCUUAAUCGAGCUCUCAGAUUACUGGAUGUCGAUAUUAUACUAAAAAUGGGUUUCUUUAUUCGACACUUACAUCGAGAUAUUGAAAAAUUACAUCGCGAACAACAAUCCACAACUACAACAAAUGCAACUCCUUUUCAAGUAUUUCGAGGUCAAGGUUUAUCUCUGCAAGACUUUGAAAAAAUGAAAGAAACAAAAGGAAGAUUUAUGUCUUUUAACUUUUUUCUUUCAACAAGUCGCAAUCGUAAAAUUUCGCUGAAAAGCUUUGCAUGCCCGGCAGCACGUAAACCUAAUUUCGUUGGCAUACUCUUUGCUAUGACUAUCGAUCCGACACUAUCUGCAAAAUCAUCGACUCCUUUUGUCGACGUCAGAAACGUCGGCUACUACGGAGAUAAAGAAGAAGAAAUUCUUUUCUCGACACACACAAUUUUUCGCAUCGAUCGAAUUGAACGAAUCGAAGACAAACAUACUGAUCGCCUAUGGGAAGUUAAUCUCACACUCAUAGGUAACUACGUCGAUGAUUUGAACAUGGUCGCGGCAUAUAUACGCGAGGGAACUAGUGCAAAAGGAUGGUCUCGACUAGGUGAAAUACUUAUUGAAGUGGGAGAGUCUGCAAAAGCGGAACAAGUCUACCAGCACCUCCUGGAAAGAGCAUCUUCCGAUAAAGAUAGAGUGGGUUACUAUUUCCAACUUGGUGAAGUGUAUAACAACAUGGGCAAUUACUCGAAAGCACUUUCGUUUUAUGAAAAAGCACUCAAUAUCUACGAAACUAUUCGCCCUCCAAACCAUCCCGACUUGGUUUAUUGCUACAAUGGCAUUGGUUUGGUGUAUAAUAACAUGAAGUUGUAUUCGAAAGCACUUUCAUUACAUAAACGAGCGCUUGAUAUUCGCCAAAGAUCUCUCUCUCCUAAUCAUCCCAGUCUAGGUACUUCCUACAACAACAUCGGUUUAGUGUAUGAUAAUAUGGGUCAGUACUCAAAAGCGCUUUCAUCACACGAAAAAGCGCUUGAUAUCAGGAAGAAAUCUCUACCUGAGAACCACCCCGACUUGGCUGCUUCCUACGGUAACAUCGGUAGUGUGUGCUAUAACAUGGGUGAUUAUUCGAAAGCACUGUCAUCAUAUAAACUAGCACUCGACAUUAACCUAAAAUCUCUGCCCCCGAGUCAUCCCGACCUGGCUGCUUCCUACAACGAUAAUGGUUUGGUGUAUGAAAAGAUGAGCGACUACUCGAGAGCACUUUUAUUUUACGAGAAAGGUUUUGAUAUCUUGAAAAAAUCUCUCCCUGAGAACCAUCUCACCUUGGCUGCUUCCUACGGCAACAUCGGUAAUGUGCAUUGUAAGAUGGGCGAGUACUCAAAAGCACUUUCAUCCUACGAAAAAGCACUUAAUAUCCACCAAAACGCACUCUCUCCGAACCAUUCCGACUUGGCUUGGUCCUACAGUAACAUCGGUUCGGUAUAUAAAGCCAUAGGCAAAUACUCGAAAGCACUGGAAUAUUAUGAAAAAACGCUUGAGAUUUUCGAAAAAUCUCUUUCUCCAACGCAUCCGCAUGUCGAACUAUGCAAAAAAAACAUUGAACUUGUGAAGAAGAAAUUAUAAUUCGUUCAUUUUUUCACUGCAAGAAAUUUAACUCGUCUCUUUAAGGUUCAUUACGAAUUUGUUUCUAUGUAAUAGGGUGUGGGGUGUGGGUGUGGGUGUUGGUGUGGGUUUGGUGUGAGGAAACAAUAAACAACCACACCCACACCCUCUAAACAUAGCAUGCGCUAAACCCGAUAGGAAAACCUUUAAUUACUCAUUGAAAAUCUACGCCAAGAGUAACCUAGCAUGGGAAAUUCGAAUCUGAGAACAGUAUUGUUCUAAUAUUAAUAUAGGUAAGAUUUAGAUAUAUCAGAUGUCCUAUAGAACUGCGUUCUGAAAUUUUUCAGGCUCGUAUACUUAGCUACUUUUUCUACUCAACUUUUCCUUCAAGUGCCAGUCUAGUUCUUUUUUCUAUUAUUCAUUUGAAUAUAUUAAGUUAUUUGUUAGAAAUAAAAAAUUAUAGUGUACCAUAUGUUUGGAUGUAAGAAUUGAAAAAAUUCUGGCCAAUCUCAAUUGGUAAUUUCCAUUUUCGCCGAAUUCCAACUUCACCGAAAGAAUUUUUCGCUGACGGAGACAUUGGAAUGAGUGCACAUGUGGGUGUAGGUGUAAGUGUG